GGCGGGGCGGGAACGCUUGGCCCGCCCCUCCGUGGUUGCCUGGCGACGACUCCGCCGCAUCGUCCGCCGCCGCCGCCGCUAUGGGCAAGAAGGGCGAGCGGGGCGCCAAGGACAAGAGCGCCGCGCAGGAGGAGGAGGCGCGCAUCGCGGCGCGCAGGGCAGAGCACGGCGAAGAGGAGUACGUGUGCGGCGGCGCCCUGGAACUGGACUUCCCCGAGCUGUGCGCCCGCGCCGGGCUGCAGGAGGCUCCCCGCGUGGUCAGCCGCCCCCACCCGCCCGCCGGAGGCGCCCCGGAGGAGCCCGAGGGUCCGGGCGGGGCCGGCCCGGCGUGGGAACAACGGGAGGCGCUGCCGGCGCUGGCCCAGAUCCAGGCCAAGUACGGCUACUUCCGCCCGGCCGUGCAGGUGGAGCUGGAGCACGAGGACCCCAAGAGCGCCCGCGAGGUCUUCAUUCGCAGCUGGAAGAUCGAGGAGAAGAUGCUGGGCGUGCUGGCCAAGUGCCUGCCGGCCCUCGCCCACCUCCAGGCCCUGCACCUCUGGAAGGUCGGCCUGAGCGACGCCGCCUUCCUCGCCCUGCUGCCCAUGCUGGCCGCCUGCGCCAACCUCAAGACGCUGGUCUUGGAAGGGAACCCUCUGCCCGAGCGCUCCUUCUACAAGCUGCUUUCGGAGGAGAGCAGCUUGGCCCACCUCUCCUUGCGCAACAACUGCAUCGACGACCAGGCGGUGCUGCUGAUCGGCCAGGCGCUCUCCUCACUCCGCAGCUCCAACAAGAACUUGGCCUCCAUCAACCUCAGCUACAACCACAUCACGGACAUGGGGGCCACCCACCUCGCCAACGGCCUGCGCCUCAAUCGGUCCCUGCUGUCCUUGUCAUUAGCUCAUAACCAGAUAGGGGACGAGGGCGCCCAGAAGCUGGCCGAGGUGCUCGGCCCCUUUGCCCUCACCCACACGGAGGUGGUGGAAAGGCGACGGCUGCUGCUGGAGAAGGAGGCCCAGGAGAGAGGCCGCCUGCCCCAGAGACACUUGGAGCUGAAGGGCGACCGCCCGGCCAGCCACGUCAGCAGCACCACCAUCGACAAGCUGCAGAGCGCCAAGGGUGCCAAGGCCGUCGUUAAGAAGAAGGAACCCACCAAAAAGGAGGAGAAGGGCCCAGCAGGUGGAGCGGCUCCUGCACAGCCACCGGCAGCCCCAGCGGCCCAGGCCAAGAAGGAGGACGCCAAGCAAUCCAAGAAAGCCGUCCCCCCGGUGGAUCCCAAAGCGAAGGGGGCCAAGGGAGUGAAGCUGGGUUCUAAGGACAAGCGGUCCCAGAUCCUGGAAGUGGAGAUCCUGGAGCCCACCGAGAUGAUGAACCCCUUGCUGGAACCAGCAGAACACCGCGAGGGGCAAGUUUUCCUUCAGGGGAACCGGGUUUUGAUCUACCUGAACCUCAUGCGCAAUCACAUCUCGGAGAGCGGCCUGAAGGCCUUCCUGGCCACGGUGGAGUACCAGGUCAGCCGGAUCCUUCCUGGGGGGAAGGGGCCAACCGGCCUCCUGCAUCUCUCUCUGGCGGAUCCAGGAGCUCAUGGGGCCCCGAGACCCCCUCCCCAGGGCCUCCAAGCCAGAGGAGGAGCUGCUGGCCGCUGCCCAGUAAGCCCAGCCCAGCUUCUCGCCCAGGAUCCUGUGCCCGGAAGCUCCAAGCCAAACCUCCGGGUGGAGCCCCCAAGACUCCCUUGUCGACCGGAAGGGCGGAUUUCUCUAUUCUGCCCAUUAAAAGCCACAUGAGAAAACCUGGAAUUAUCUUCUGGUGUAAAAAGUUACAGGUGGGGGGGGGGGGAAGACUGUUAAACCUGGCGGUAUCGGAGGGCCCACGGGCGCCCCUCCUCUCUGGCUGGGUGGUCCAGAUCCAAGGGUGGGCACCAGCCUUCCCGCCGGCAGGGCAGACCCUCCCUCCAAGCCCACCCCUCUCCUUUUCAACUCAAAGUCAGGGGACUUGUGCUGGCAGAAGAGCUGGACAGCUGUCACUUUUAAAUGGAAAAACAGACCUCUCUCACGUGGUGCAAGAGGUUGAAUAUUUUACUUUUUUUGUUGAAAAAUCAUUUAGCACUGAAAGCAAUAAAAUAAAAUUGGCUUUCAGCAUUG
Molecule: messenger RNA, 2117 nt
Organism: Crotalus tigris (Tiger rattlesnake)
Lineage: Eukaryota; Metazoa; Chordata; Lepidosauria; Squamata; Viperidae
Gene: LRRC71
Product: leucine rich repeat containing 71
Exons: 14
Coding region: 81-1760 (559 amino acids)
Molecular function (GO): protein binding
Source: RefSeq, a predicted model, not a curated record